AUGAAGAUGUGUUUAUCGCUGAGUGCCAUCUUCGGGCGCGAUUCUGUCGUCACCGAGAACGACGAUGCCUAUGACCAGUUCACCGGCGGUUUCUGGUCCGAGAUCCAGGCUGAUGUCAACCCCCAGUGCAUCUUCAAGCCCUCCAAGGCCGGGGGCGUUUCCAUAGUCGUGCUGCUGUCGCGACUGACGCAGUGCCUCUUUACCGUCAAGAGCGGUGGUCACGCCGCCUUUGCCGGUGCAUCCAACAUUGAUGGCGGCAUCAGCGUCACCUUUGAGAAGAUGCAGGUUGUCACCGUGUCGUUCGACAAGCAAAAGGUCAAGAUCCAGCCCGGAAGCACCUGGGGCCAGGUCUACGAGACGCUGGAGAAAGACGAGAUCACCGUGACCGGCGGUCGUGUCGGCAAGGUCGGUACGGGUGGUCUGACCCGCGGCGGCGGCAUCUCCUUCUUCUUCAACAAAUACGGCUGGGCUUGCGACAAUGUCCCCACCUACGAGGUCGUCACCGCUGCCGGGUACAUCAUCAACGCCACUGAGAACUCGAACCCUUCCCUGUACUGGGCCCUCCGUGGCGGCGGCAACAACUUUGGCAUCGUCACCGCCUUCACCUUCCGGGCCAUACCUCUCCCUGGUGGCAUGAUGUGGGGUGGAACCAAGACGUAUCUCGAGAACGACUUCGCCGACCUCACCGAGGCCUUUGUCCAGACCACCAUUGCCGACUCCACACAGGAGCGGUCCCUCCUCGCGUACGCCCAAGCCCAGGACGUGUCGAAGCCGUCCGGUUUCCGCGAGCUGUACUACGGCCUCACCGUCAAGGCCGGCUCCGAAAUAGCCGUCAAGGCCCGCGACGUCUUCUUCGAAGAGCAGCCCAAGCUCGCCGACGUCGAGGGCGACAACCCCGUCCUUCUCCUCCAGGGCAUCACGACCGAGCAGAUCAAGCACAUGAGCGCCCACGGCGGCAACCCGCUAGGUAUCGACCUAGCUGACGGGGCCCUGUACCUGAUCCAUAUCGCCUGCUGGUGGUCCAAUGACGAGGACGACGAGCGCGUGUACAGCUGGAUCUCCAACUUUUUGACUCGCAUCGAGUCCGAGGCCACGACGCUCGGCAAGCAGAACGACUAUAUCUACAUGAACUACGCCAGCCUAUACGAGGACGUCAUUGCCAACUACGGCCCAGCCAACGUCGACAAGCUCAAGAGCAUCGCCAAGUUUUACGAUCCCACCGCUGUCUUCCAGAAACUCCAGCCGGGCCACUUCAAGCUCGAUAAGGCACCGGUCCCUGACGAUAGGUUCUGGUCGGGCGUUAGGAGCUAA
Emericellopsis cladophorae is the source of this 1311-nucleotide messenger RNA. RefSeq lists its product as uncharacterized. The transcript has 3 exons. The record is from RefSeq and is a predicted model, not a curated record. The coding region runs from base 1 to 1311 and encodes 436 amino acids. Gene Ontology annotation, molecular function: FAD binding. Lineage: Eukaryota; Fungi; Ascomycota; Sordariomycetes; Hypocreales; Bionectriaceae.